This is a messenger RNA of Sipha flava (yellow sugarcane aphid), 963 nucleotides long. RefSeq lists its product as uncharacterized. The coding region runs from base 466 to 852 and encodes 128 amino acids. Gene Ontology annotation, cellular component: extracellular region. The transcript is spliced from 4 exons. Lineage: Eukaryota; Metazoa; Arthropoda; Insecta; Hemiptera; Aphididae. Gene Ontology annotation, molecular function: hormone activity. The record is from RefSeq and is a predicted model, not a curated record.
CCAUUCCCGGCGUAGUCGAGAGAGCAGUGCGCGCUCGAAAACAAUAUUUUCAACUGGAAUUUCGUAUAUUUUAUUUGUAUUUUUUCGUUUUACGUUUAAACAUUAUCAUCAACCCGUCCGUAUAGUUAUGAGGCCGAUCGUGAUUGUCGCGGAAUACCAGUCAUCAAUGUUCGUCAACGGUGUAACAAUCAUAUUUCUGGUGUUGGAAAUCAAAUAGAGUCGUCCGGAGUCUUGUGAAAAAAAAUCUGGGCACCACAGACAACAAUAAUUCACGACUAAAACAAAAAAAAAUAUAUCAUAACAAUACAAUACCGGUCUGCUGCACUGCACUGACGAAAAAUCACGAAUUCCGACAACGAAUUCAAAAUAGUAAUUUACGCAUAAUAUCCGUUCGAAACACACUCGAAAUUGAAACUAAGUAAAUCGUUCAAGCCAUAGCCGAAAACCGUUGACCAGCGGAGAACCAUGAGGCUCUUGACGAUCGCCUGGACUUUGGUAGCCGUCACGUGGUGCUGCGACAGCGCUACCAUCUACGAACCAUUGGCUCGGGACGCUCGCUGGUAUGAUCCCAGAAUUCAAGAUUUGGAACUUUUCGACCAAAACUACUUGGAUAUCGCUACAAUGGACAAGAGGACGCCCAUGGGCGCAAUGCAAGGCGAAUCAUCGCCAAGAAGUGGACCAACUUUGUCAAUCGUCAACUCUCUAGACGUCCUCCGACAAAAGUUAAUGUAUGAAGUGGCCCGACGACACGUGAACGAGAAUCAAAAAGUGCUGUCGCAAAACCACCAGAUAUUGAAGAGCCUCGGAAAGCGGUCCUUGUAUUCUUACUUUGGAAUACCACGAAGGUUUUAAAUGGAAACCAUUUCGAUUUCGUCGGUUUAACAGCGUUAUUAUUUAUGAAUAUUUUAUUUAUUAUGCAAAAUUAUUAAUUUAUUUGUUAAAUUUACAUAAUAUCGUAGACAG